Molecule: messenger RNA, 4548 nt
Organism: Danaus chrysippus (African queen)
Lineage: Eukaryota; Metazoa; Arthropoda; Insecta; Lepidoptera; Nymphalidae
Source: the annotation of a GenBank genome assembly
AUGUCCAAGGUAAACCACCCUAAAGAGACCGUAAAGCGUCGCUUGAAAUACGUAUCUGGUUAUUGGAAAUUAAACUCUAUUUUAAGCGUCAUAAGGCCGGAGCUUCGGGUCCGCUCGGCUGAGUUCGGGAGUCGUCGCGUCGCAGAGCGGCAACGUAAUCGGUCGAAUCAUGAUGGCGGCUCAACAAACAUUCAGUACAUGUAUUCGGCUAGUUCACGAUUCAGUACUGCCCGGAUCGUGCCAGUGUCGAGACGCUGUCGCGGUGCUAUCAAUAGUCGAAAUUCGACGGACACCGGCCGUCUUCAUGAGGAUACUGGUGACAGAGCUGGCCCCGAGAUCAUGGUGGCUCCCGAUUCCGAGGCUCCUUCGAAUCCUCGGAUAGCGGCUACGAACGAGACUCCCUCAACAGCCGAGGCGCGACACAGCGCUGAUCUUUACAUACGGACCAGUUGGGUUGACGCCGCAUUAGCUCUCUCGGAACUAGAAAAGGGUAACAUUGAAGGAGGACGGACAUCGCUGUGGAUCAGGGCCUGGCUUCAAGAACAGCUGUUUAUCUUGGGCUGUUUCCUACAAGGGGACGCCGGGAAAGUCCUAUUCGUGGCCGUCCUAGUUCUAUCCACGUUCUGCGUCGGUCUCAAAUCAGCGCAGAUCCACACGAGGGUCGACCAGCUGUGGGUUCAAGGUACGUUAAACGAUCCCUCAUUCAGUGGACGUCACUAUCGCCAGUCGAUCUUGAAACCUGUAACAAGGGCCCGGCGGGGCCGCGGGCCGGGGAGAGGACCACACGGGCUACACGCGGGUGGCCACAACCACAUGCGCGAGCGCACGUACCCCCCCCCCCCCCCCUCCUCCGCCCGCCGCUCGCCCGCUCCCCCCACGAGCACGUCAUUCAUUGCGAUGGAGCGCGCUGAUCGCCCGCUACCGCAUCGGGUAGAAAUGUUGUCAUUAUCGAGCACGCACCAGGGUGGCAGAUUGGAAGCUGAAUUGAAGUACACAGCUCAGGCUCUUGGUGAGGCGGAUUCUUCAACCCACCAAUUAAUAAUACAGACCGCCAAAGAUCCAGACGUUUCAUUAUUACAUGCUGGAGCUUUGCUUGAACACCUAAAGGUGGUACACGCAGCGACCCGUGUUACAGUUCAUAUGUACGAUAUCGAGUGGCGUCUGAAAGACCUCUGUUACAGUCCGAGUAUACCAGACUUUGAAGGUUAUCAUCAUAUAGAGUCCAUCAUUGACAACGUAAUCCCUUGCGCUAUAAUAACACCAUUGGACUGCUUCUGGGAGGGAUCAAAGCUACUCGGCCCAGAUUAUCCUAUUUUUGUACCUCAAUUGAAGCACAAGUUUCUAUGGACGCAUUUAAAUCCGCUAGAAGUAUUAGAGGAGGUGAAGAAGUUGAAGUUUCAAUUCCCAUUGAGUACGAUGGAAGCGUACAUGAAGCGGGCUGGCAUCACGUCCGCCUACAUGAAAAAGCCAUGCUUGGAUCCCACCGAUCCUCAUUGUCCAGACACCGCGCCCAACAAAAAAUCCGGCCACGGUGAAACCAUGCCACCCACGUUCGUCGAAGGAGCUUGCCAAGGGACGGGCGUGCAUUGUUCUUGCGCCCGCGCGGACCUUACCAUUAUACGGGCGCAUUAUGCACGCUUCAAUAAGUCUCAUGUGGCUGCGGAGUUGUCUCACGGUUGUUACGGGUUUGCCGCUGCGUACAUGCACUGGCCCGAACAGCUGAUAGUAGGGGGUGCCACGAGGAAUUCCACAUCCGCAUUACGCAGCGCCCGCGCCCUGCAGACUGUAGUACAAUUGAUGGGAGAGAGGGAAAUGUACGAGUACUGGUCAGAUCAUUAUAAGGUGCAUCAGAUUGGAUGGAAUCAAGAGAAGGCAGCCGCUGUUUUAGACGCCUGGCAGCGAAAGUUUGCUUCCGAAGUUAGAAAAAUUACUACCUCAGGCUCAGUAUCUGCAGCAUAUAGUUUCUAUCCAUUUUCGACGUCUACUCUCAAUGAUAUACUCGGGAAAUUCUCUGAAGUUUCAUUGAAGAACAUCAUUUUAGGAUACAUGUUUAUGUUAAUUUAUGUUGCUGUUACAUUAAUACAAUGGCGAGAUCCCAUACGGUCGCAGGCCGGCGUCGGUAUAGCUGGCGUUAUGUUAUUAUCUAUAACUGUAGCUGCUGGUUUAGGAUUUUGUGCUUUAUUAGGCAUACCAUUCAACGCGUCAAGUACACAGAUAGUUCCAUUCUUAGCUCUUGGGCUCGGUGUUCAAGAUAUGUUCCUUCUGACUCACACGUAUGUGGAGCAGGCUGGUGAUGUACCGAGGGAAGAAAGGACAGGACUAGUGUUAAAGAAAAGUGGUCUGAGUGUGUUGCUGGCAUCAUUGUGUAAUGUGAUGGCAUUCCUUGCCGCUGCCCUAUUACCUAUACCAGCUUUCAGGGUUUUUUGUUUGCAGGCCGCAAUACUUCUUCUGUUCAACCUCGGCUCCAUGUUGCUCGUGUUCCCCGCGAUGAUCUCGUUGGAUCUUCGACGAAGAUCAGCGGCGAGAGCAGAUUUAUUAUGUUGUUUACUACCAGAAAGUCCUAUGCCUAGAAAGAAAAUUCCUGAUAGAACAAAAUCGAGAAACAGUAAAAAUGAUAAGAAUAACAGGCUAGACACUUCGAGACAGCCAUUGGAUCCUGAUGUCACAGAACAUGAACAAAAAACGUGCUGUCUAAGUCUAUCUCUUACGAGAUGGGCAAAAAACCAAUACGCGCCGUUCAUUAUGCGUCCCGCUAUUAAGGUCACGUCGAUGUUAGCUGUGAUAGCAGUGAUAUUAGCGAGUGUCUGGGGAGCCACGAAAGUUAAAGACGGUCUGGAUCUUACAGAUAUAGUACCUGAGAACACAGACGAACAUGAGUUCCUAUCGAGACAGGAGAAGUAUUUCGGUUUUUACAACAUGUACGCUGUGACCCAAGGGGAUUUCGAAUAUCCGACGAACCAAAAACUGUUAUACGAAUACCACGAUCAGUUCGUUCGGAUACCAAAUAUUAUAAAAAACGAUAACGGUGGACUUACGAAGUUCUGGCUGAGUUUAUUCAGGGAUUGGUUGUUGGAUUUACAAGCAGCCUUCGACAAGGAGGUUGCGAGCGGUUGCAUAACCCAGGAAUAUUGGUGCAAAAAUGCCAGCGAUGAGGGAAUUCUGGCAUACAAACUCAUGGUCCAAACUGGCCAUGUUGACAAUCCGAUAGACAAAUCCCUUGUAACCGCCGGUCAUAGAUUGGUCGAUAAAGAUGGGAUUAUAAACCCUAAAGCUUUUUACAAUUAUCUCUCCGCAUGGGCAACAAACGACGCACUUGCGUAUGGAGCGUCACAAGGAAAUUUGAAACCUCAACCACAAAGAUGGAUUCACUCUCCCGAAGACGUGCAUUUAGAAAUAAAGAAAUCAUCGGUUCGAGAACUGUGUUUAAAGUAUGAAGCUAAGGGUCUACCCAACUUCCCGUCUGGAAUACCGUUCCUGUUUUGGGAACAAUAUUUAUAUUUGAGGACUUCAUUGCUUCUGGCUUUGGCGUGUGCACUGGCAGCUGUUUUUAUUGCUGUGAUGGUGUUAUUACUGAACGCGUGGGCGGCGGUGCUCGUAACACUAUCGUUGGCGAUGCUCGUGUUACAGCUGCUCGGUGUAAUGGCUUUACUAGGAGUCAAGCUGUCAGCUGUACCGGCCGUGCUGCUUGUACUAGCUGUUGGACGAGGAGUGCAUUUUACCGUCCACUUAUGUCUGGCAUUCGUAACAUCAAUAGGCUGUAAGCGUCGUCGCGCGUCCUUAGCCCUCGAGUCAGUUCUCGCGCCUGUUGUACACGGAGCUAUAGCGGCCGCCUUAGCCGCCUCAAUGUUAGCCACCAGCGAGUUUGGUUUCGUCGCGCGACUUUUCCUGAGACUGCUCCUCGCACUCGUUGUUCUUGGACUGCUUGACGGAUUGCUGUUCUUCCCUAUAGUGUUGUCGAUAUUGGGUCCCGCUGCUGAGGUCCGUCCAUUGGAACAUCCAGAGCGUCUAUCAACUCCGUCUCCCAAGAGUUCUCCCGUACAUCCCCGUAAAUUAACAUCCGGGGAGAAGAGUCGGACUAGUAAAUCAGUUCCACGUCCUAGUGCACCCUCCCUCACCACUAUAACCGAAGAACCCUCUAGCUGGCACAGUUCGCAUUCAGUACAGUCCUCGAUGCAAUCCAUCGUAGUUCAACCGGAAGUUGUCGUGGAGACUACGUACAAUGGUAGCGACUCAGCCUCGGGAAGAUCUACACCGACUAAGACUACGCAUUCUGGAGCUAUUACUACUAAGGUGACUGCGACGGCGAACAUCAAAGUUGAAGUGGUCACACCCAGCGAUAGGAAGUCGCGGAGAUCGUAUCACUACUACGAUCGUAGGAGGGAUCGGGACGACGACAGGGAUAGGGACCGGGAUAGAGACAGGGAUAGAGACCGGGACAGGGAUAGGGAUCGACACAGGGAUAGGCACCGGGAUGAGAGGGAACACCGCGCCUCGCCCAGAGAAAACGGAAGGGAUUCCGGCCAUGAGAGCGAUUCAUCCCGACAUUGA